AUGCCACCAAAGAGAAUAUCUCGCAAAUCUCGGACAGUGCCAACUCCUGCCUCUCAACAAAACAAGAGACGACGGGUAUCAACAAAUAUGGAAGCGGUCGCGACAGCUACGCCCCUAUCCCCUGAUGUCCUGGAAACCUUUACCAGACAAGUAACUGAGCGGGUCACUGCUACAAUCAGAGAGGAGUUGACAACGCUAAUAAGUAAUGCGACCAGCAGCACCACAGCCACUAGUCAGGGGAGUAUUAGUAAUGAUACUUCGGUGGCUUCUGUCAAUAAUGAUCCAAGCUUAACUAAUUCUGUUAUUUGUGGGUCAGAAUCGACUGCCCCAAGUACACCCAAUGACCAAGCUAUUCAACAAUCUGUUGAAGCCUUGGUAAUUAACCAUACUGAAAAAAUAGCAGGUAAAUCAGUUCUUACAACUGGCGCCAUGGGCCAACAGAUACCCAGUCAACGUGCCUCCACUUCCAAAAUUUCCGAAUUAACAAGUGACAUCCAGAGACUCCUGGAUUCCAGUCUCACAAGUUCCUCAACAGCUUCAUACUCCCAUGCAUGGACAGUUUUUCAAAACUUUGCAAAGAAAUAUGGGUUUUUGGUUGAACUUCCAGUUAAACAACAUAUAUUUCAAGUAGCAAAAACCAUUGUCCAGUUCAAUGCCUCAAAAGUUACUUAA
Messenger RNA from Saccostrea echinata, 672 nucleotides. RefSeq lists its product as uncharacterized. The record is from RefSeq and is a predicted model, not a curated record. The coding region runs from base 1 to 672 and encodes 223 amino acids. The transcript has 3 exons. NCBI's taxonomy places the organism in Eukaryota, Metazoa, Mollusca, Bivalvia, Ostreida, Ostreidae.